AGGAGAAUAAACAAAACAUAAUUUAAUUAUUUGUUCUCCACCUGCCCUUUAAAAGACAUAACGGAGAAAAUGGCCAGACCUCUUCCCGUAAACCCGAGCUUCGUGCCGCCGACUCACGGCGUCCUGAAGUCGCUGCUGGAGAACCCGCUGAAGCUGCCUUUCCAUCACGACGAAGGAUUUGGGAAAGACCAGGAGAAAGAGAAGAAGCUGGACGAUGAGAGCCGCGAGGCCAGCCACCCGCAGUCGGCCUUCCUGGGCCCGACCCUCUGGGACAAGACCCUGCCCUACGACGGGGACAACUUCCAGCUGGAGUACAUGGACCUGGAGGAGUUCCUGUCUGAGAACGGCAUCCCGGCCAACACGGCCGCCCAGGGCGAGCAGGCCGGGCGGCGCCCGCAGGCCGCGCCACCCACCGCGCCCCCCGCCACGCCCACUGUGGUGGACCUCAGCGGCCGCGCCACCACCUCGGUUCACACGGGCAUGGCGCCUCAGAGCUGCCUCCGCACAGCAGCGCCGGCCUCGACCCGCGACUCCCCGUCCCCCAUCAACCCCGAGGUCCAUCCGGGUUUGCCCCUGGUCUACGAGCCGGACCAGGACCUGGCUCUGUCCAGAGUCCCCGGACAGGAGAUGUUCGACCCCAGGAAGUGCAAGUUCUCCCCCGAGGAGCUGAAGCCGCAGCCCAUGAUCAAGAAGGCCCGCAAGGUGUUCAUCCCCGAAGACCUGAAGGACGACAGGUACUGGGUGCGCCGCAAGAAGAACAACGUGGCGGCCAAGAGGUCCCGGGACGCCCGGCGGCUGAAGGAGAACCAGAUCGCCAUCCGGGCCUCAUUCCUGGAGAAGGAGAACGCCGCCCUCCGCAUGGAGGUGGCGGAGAUAAGGAAGGAGCUCGGCCGCUGCAAGAACUUUGUGGCUAAAUACGAGGCCCGACACGGGCCCCUGUAAGAGCCGCCCCCCCCCCUCACAUAAACAACCUGACCACGCCCUUUUUACUCCCCCCGAAUCCCCCAGCCUCCCCUCCAGUUUGAAGGACAAGUGCCCCCCCCCUUCAACACACACCUGUAUAUGAUUUGACUUCACAAGCUUCAAUUUGUUCCUCCUGUUUUUUUGUUCUGUGCUCGACUAAAAUACAUAUACACGUACUUUCUUCCCACUUUGAUGUACAGUGAGGAGUUAUGAGCCAACCCACGCCCCCCAGAUGAU
Molecule: messenger RNA, 1200 nt
Organism: Cyclopterus lumpus (lumpfish)
Lineage: Eukaryota; Metazoa; Chordata; Actinopteri; Perciformes; Cyclopteridae
Gene: hlfa
Product: HLF transcription factor, PAR bZIP family member a
Biological process (GO): regulation of transcription by RNA polymerase II
Cellular component (GO): nucleus
Molecular function (GO): RNA polymerase II cis-regulatory region sequence-specific DNA binding; DNA-binding transcription factor activity, RNA polymerase II-specific
Source: RefSeq, a predicted model, not a curated record